AUGACCUCUAUCAUCAAGCGAUUCUACACGAUCGUGGGCAAUGUCACGCUAGAGCACGUGAAACAACAAAACAAAAAUGGAGCACAGUGGGCUUUAAGCAUUGACAAAUGUGCAAAGGAAGAGGAAGCUGGUGACUCCAAAAUCAAGAAGGUUAAGAUUAAGGGUGCCAAAGCGCAUAAAUCCCACAAAGAUCCGAGUGAUCAACAGGACGUAAUUUCUCUGCAAUUCUUGGACGAAAAUGAAAGCCGUAUCAAGUCGAAGCAUGUGCAUGAGGAUGGAACGAGCAAAUAG
This is a messenger RNA of Aspergillus pseudotamarii, 291 nucleotides long. RefSeq lists its product as uncharacterized. NCBI's taxonomy places the organism in Eukaryota, Fungi, Ascomycota, Eurotiomycetes, Eurotiales, Aspergillaceae. Bases 1 to 291 code for a protein of 96 amino acids. The record is from RefSeq and is a predicted model, not a curated record. The transcript is spliced from 3 exons.